Messenger RNA from Verticillium nonalfalfae, 1689 nucleotides. RefSeq lists its product as uncharacterized. The transcript is spliced from 7 exons. The record is from RefSeq and is a predicted model, not a curated record. Gene Ontology annotation, molecular function: RNA binding; ATP binding; protein kinase activity. The coding region runs from base 1 to 1689 and encodes 562 amino acids. Gene Ontology annotation, biological process: protein phosphorylation. Lineage: Eukaryota; Fungi; Ascomycota; Sordariomycetes; Glomerellales; Plectosphaerellaceae.
AUGGGGUCCAAUGUGGGGGCCAACAUGCCAUCACCUUUGGUUCUCAGAUGCAGGCUACAGACCGAGUUUCUGGAUGGGUGUGUCAAACACAAGAGGAGAGUUUCCAUGUUGCACCUUACACCGCGCAGCUCGAGCCUAGAUACCGUUUUCGAGGAACUCUGGGACAUCGAGCCCACCAUUGGCCGAGGUUCUUUCGGUGUGGUCCGCUUCGAACGGCUAAGAGGACACCCAAGUGUGCGCUUCCAGUCGUCGUCACAUCGCGUGAGAGCUGUCAAAGAGAUCAGCAAAAGAAUGCCCGACGGUCACCACUGGGACUACAUGAAGGAAUUGGAGGCAAUAGCGAAGUUCUCUCAACCAAAUUAUGCACCGUUCUUUGUAAGGACGCGUGGAUGGUUCGAAAAUGCGAAAUCCGUCUUCAUAACCAUGGAGUAUUAUCCUCUCGGAGACCUACGCAGAUUCAUGGAUUCUCAGUCGCCAUUUACCGAGAACCUGACAAGCCACAUAGUUCGCCAAUUAACACGAGGUAUCAACUAUAUGCAUGCCAGUGGCUUUGCACAUCGUGAUCUGAAGCCGGCUAAUAUUCUAGUCGCAUCGACUUCGCCAAGGUGGUCCGUACGGAUUGCUGAUUUUGGCAUCAGCAAGCAGGCUCUCGAAGGUGGGACUUAUCUUCGAACAAUGCAUAUUGGUACUUUCGGAUACAUGGCACCCGAGGUGCUGGGGUUUAACGCCCAAAACAACCCAAGUGCAGCAUAUUCGGUGACAGUGGACAUGUGGGCCAUUGGCGUGAUAGCCCUGGAGCUGCUCAUGAAGCGGCACCCGUUUCCCAACGUCUCGGACCUGGUAGGCCACGUCCAUGGCACUCGCACGGUUCAGUAUGACGGAGUCUUGGGGGUGCACCCCUCGAACGCCUGUCGUGAUUUUAUUGGCGGCUUAUUGACACCACAUCCUGCCAUGCGACCCUCUGCCAGCGUUGCCGUGAAGCAUCCCUGGCUGAAAGAGAUCAAGAUCGAGGUUGUUGACUCUGAGGAUGACGAGCCACUUUUCGUGGAAGACUACCCUCAGGACGAAGACAUAACGAUGCGCCAUCGUGAUGGCGUCACCCCCGCCUCAUUACCAUCACUGGCCUGGUCGAAUCUACGACUGACACCGGGCGCAGCUGCACCUGCAAGUGACGCAGGAACGCUGAUGAGCACUCAGGCUGGCCUCCAGCUAGACAGGAGUGGUCUGUUGCCGAGCUUCCAAGCACUGUCGUUAGAAACGACGGAUAUCGAGACCAGCAUCGCCCACGGUAUCUGGACCUCUAGUCCGCGCGUGAACAAGAUCAUUGAGAAAGGCCAUACCAGAUCAGGCGGUAAAGUUGUGUUCUUCUUCUCAGUCAUAAAAAGCCAGCGGUUCUGUGGGGUCGCGCAAAUGACAAGCCCCAUGGAUUGGGACCACACAGACGAACACUGGCUGGAAGAUUCGUGGAGAGGCCGAUUUACUGUUGACUGGCUCUGCUUGACCGAGCUCUCUUUUAGCAAAGUCAAACACGUGCCUGUGUCGCAACGGACACCAGGUUUCCGUGCCAUUGCAUGUUACGACGGGACCGAGAUAUCGCCCGACUCUGCGCACCAGCUCUUGAGUGCAUUCUCGGCCGAAGAGGAGGCCGGGAUGGUCAUGACAGGUGGAGCAGUACCUGCUGCCUUGUGA